This is a messenger RNA of Phacochoerus africanus (Common warthog), 213 nucleotides long. RefSeq names its product small integral membrane protein 42 (gene SMIM42). The record is from RefSeq and is a predicted model, not a curated record. The coding region runs from base 1 to 213 and encodes 70 amino acids. The transcript has a single exon. Lineage: Eukaryota; Metazoa; Chordata; Mammalia; Artiodactyla; Suidae.
AUGUCUUCCCCACAGCUUCCAGCAUUCUUUUGGGACAAGGGGACACUCACCACUGCCAUAUCUGAUCCUGCUUACCUAGUAAAAGUUCUCUUCUUCUUUGCACUCCUGGUAACUCUGGUCACUCUACUCAUCUUGGUCUGGAAAGUAACCAAAGACAAAGGCACCAAGAACAGAGAACUGGAUGAAAGAAAGGAGGCAACACCACAGGCAUGA